This is a messenger RNA of Phalacrocorax carbo (great cormorant), 1470 nucleotides long. Lineage: Eukaryota; Metazoa; Chordata; Aves; Suliformes; Phalacrocoracidae. The record is from RefSeq and is a predicted model, not a curated record.
CCACCUCAUUCCCCUCACGGCUUCGCGCAUGCGCGUUGCGCCCGCCCUUCCCCUCACCGCUUCUCUACCGCUUCCCGUCGCCUCUUUCGUCCCGCUCCCUCCGGUUCCUCUCCGGGCGCCCCGGUGUGCUCGCGAGUCCUUUUUUUAUUCGGACCUACAGAAACCCACCAUGGGCCGUUCCUCCAAGGAUAAGCGCGAUAUCUAUUACCGCCUGGCCAAGGAGGAGGGAUGGCGCGCCCGCAGCGCCUUCAAGCUGCUCCAGCUCGACCAGCGCUUCCAGCUCUUUCAGGGCGUGCAACGCGCCGUGGAUCUCUGCGCGGCCCCCGGGAGCUGGAGCCAGGUGCUGAGCCGCAAGCUGAGGGGGGCCCCGGGGUCCCCGGUGCAGGUGGUGGCGGUGGAUCUCCAGGCCAUGGCCCCCCUCCCGGGGGUGCUGCAGAUCCAGGGGGACAUCACCAAGGUCUCCACGGCCCAGGAGAUCCAACGCCACUUCGAGGGGCAGCCGGCCGACCUGGUGGUCUGCGACGGGGCCCCUGAUGUGACGGGGCUGCAUGACCUGGACGAAUACAUCCAAGCUCAGCUACUGUUGGCGGCGCUGAACAUCACCACCCACGUCUUGAAAAAAGGGGGCACCUUUGUGGCUAAAAUUUUCCGGGGAAAGGAGGUGACGCUGCUCUACGCCCAACUGCGCCUCUUCUUCCCCGACGUCACCUGCGCCAAGCCCCGCAGCAGCCGCAACUCCAGCAUCGAGGCUUUCGUCGUCUGCCGUGGUUACAGCCCCCCCGAAGGCUACGUCCCCACCAUGGACAACCCCCUGCUUGACCCCGAUGCUGGCCUGGCCCUGUCCCAGCUCUCGGGCCCCUCGCGGGUGAUCGUCCCCUUCGUGGCCUGCGGCGACCUGAGCGCCUACGACCCCGACCGCACCUACCCCCUGCAGCUGGCCCCGGAGAAGCCCUACAGCUACGUGCCCCCCCCCGCGCCCCCCAUCGCCCCCCCCUACGCCCGGGCGUGCUUCCUGCGCCGCCACCAGCGGCUGGCGGGAGGGCGGGGGCCCUCGUGCGAGGAGGAGGAGGGAGCCUUGUGCGAGGAAGGACCCUCGUGCGAGGAGGAGGAGGGAGCCUUGUGCAAGGAAGGACCCUCGUGCGAGGAGGAGGAGGGACCCUUGUGUGAGGAAGGACCCUUGUGCGAGGAGGGGGAGGGACCCUCGUGCGAGGAGACACGCGUGCAAGCCCCCUCGUGUGAGGAAGAGGAAGCCCCCCUGUGCAAGGAAGGCCCCUCCCGUGCCGAGGUGAGCGUGCGAGGCCCCGCGUGCGAGGAGGAGGAGGAAGGCCCCUCGUGCGAGGACCUGUGUCGCCUCAGCCUCUUGGGUUGAGAGACCCGUGCGAGGCCGUCCCCUCGUGCAAACCCUCGCACACGCGCGUGCGACACCCCCCCCUCCAAUAAACACCCCCCCCCCCUUUUUUACUCCACCCA